CUCAAGUCCUCUCAUGUGUAACCAACGGAGAUGAAAUAUAAUUUGACCAAAGAUAAAGGGGUUUAAAUGACAAAAACAGUAGCCGAUGUGCUUAAAUUGUGAAGUCACAUUUGUUUAAUGGGUUAAAUAAAUUAACUGUUAUUAUCAUUUUGUACCCGAAAGAAACGAAAAACUCCAAAAGGACCUUCAAACUUCAACGCACGCCGUUUCUAGGGCACAUUCGGAGUCGAGUUUAGUCAACGACAAAAUCUGCGACUGUGGAGUGUGGAGUUGAUGCAAUUACACGAUUGUGACAAUGGAGCAUUCAUUAUGGGGAAAUCUACCGUUGUUGGUGAGAGCGAAUUCGAAGGAAUCCGUGGAGUUCAUACUCCAAACCCUAUGGAGAACUCGCAAAAUUGGACUUGAUUCAACCGAUCGCGAUGUCAUCCGUGAUAUGCUUCAACUUCAAAAUGAUGCCGACCUCGAUCCUCUUUUGGUAUGCCUACGCAUGUUGAUUCGUAGAUGUGUCUAUGAGAACAACAAUAAGGAUGAAAUACAGAAAUUAUUCCCUGAAGAAGUCUUGCCUGAGAUACAGAGAUUAUUGACACUUCUGCUACAAAAGUUCCAUAAGGAGUGGAGAGAAGAUAUAGCGAAAGAUCAGCUUCAGAGCAACACAGAGCUAAAUUCAGGAGAAACAGAUGUCAACUUUCAGUUGUCUAAAGAUAGACUAGAGACGAUGUUGAAGUCUAUGUAUUCUAUGAGUGAUCAACAAUGAAGGAUGUCGAAGGGCAUCAAGGUAGAGAUUGGAAGAAGAAAUAAGGGAGAAGGAGAAUAGAUUAGAAUCAAGUGCACAGGGCUUCUUAACCUCCUUCCCCCUGUAUUGAUGUGUGGUAACAAAGAAGAAAGAAAGAGGAGACUCGAACACUUGAUGAAAUUUCAAACCACCCAAAAUGAAGGUAUGUUUUGUUGGUCAUUUGGGUACUAUGGUUAGACAAAAUUGAAUCUGAUGUAUCCUAGAAAGUUAAAAAUUUGAUAAAUUGAAGUCGUAUGCGAGUUUCCUUGAGCAACAUUACUUUAAUUAUAUGUUUUUUGUUCUUAUGUACACUAAUUACAGUGUAUUUAUAGUGAUUUAUAGUUAUUUAUAUUGUUGUUUUGUUCUUAUGUGGAUUGGCAUUUGUGUGCCUGAUUUAUAAGGAUUUAUAGUGUUGUUUGGUGUAUAUGUAUGCAGUAAAAUAAAAAUUGAAGAUAUAUGUGAAAUUAAAGAAAAUGAAG
Lactuca saligna is the source of this 1251-nucleotide messenger RNA. NCBI's taxonomy places the organism in Eukaryota, Viridiplantae, Streptophyta, Magnoliopsida, Asterales, Asteraceae. The record is from the annotation of a GenBank genome assembly.